AUGAUGCUCAGGCAAGCUGCGAAGAAGGCUCUAGGGCUCACCUCACGUCAAUCAACGCCGUGGUCCGUUGGUGUCUUCCGAUCAUACCACGAGAACGUCAUCGACCACUACGAUAAUCCCCGCAACGUCGGGUCUUUCGAUAAGAACGACCCCACCGUCGGCACGGGUCUCGUCGGAGCUCCCGCGUGCGGCGAUGUCAUGAAGCUUCAGAUCAAGGUCGAUGAGACGACCGGUGAAAUCGUUGAUGCUCGCUUUAAGACCUUUGGUUGUGGCUCCGCCAUCGCUUCUUCAUCUGUCGGUAUGUUCUUCUGA
Thlaspi arvense is the source of this 312-nucleotide messenger RNA. NCBI's taxonomy places the organism in Eukaryota, Viridiplantae, Streptophyta, Magnoliopsida, Brassicales, Brassicaceae. The record is from the annotation of a GenBank genome assembly.